Molecule: messenger RNA, 1972 nt
Organism: Setaria italica (foxtail millet)
Lineage: Eukaryota; Viridiplantae; Streptophyta; Magnoliopsida; Poales; Poaceae
Product: anthocyanidin 5,3-O-glucosyltransferase
Exons: 1
Coding region: 317-1729 (470 amino acids)
Molecular function (GO): UDP-glycosyltransferase activity
Source: RefSeq, a predicted model, not a curated record
UGGACGGAGAUUAAUUAACAAGACGAAUCAUUAAGUGUAAUUAGUACAUGAUUGGACAAUAUGUUGCUACCGCAACCAUCUACUAAUGAUUAAUUAAUUUAAUUAUCAGGUUUAAUAGAUUCGUCUCGCGAAUUAGCCUUCAUCUAUGUAAUUAGUUUUAUAAUUAAUAUCCUUAUAAUUAACCUCCGAAGAUUCAAUGUGACACGGUCUAACGAUCCAAACACCCACUCCUCGUGUCUUGUUGGAUUCUUUUUUUAAAAAAAGACUUAUCUUGUUGGAUUCUAUUGUGAGCUCGGUGAGAAGAGAAACGAAAGCCAUGGUGGAGAAGACGGUGGUGCUGUACCCCUCCUUGGGCGUGGGCCACCUGAACCCCAUGGCGCAGCUGGCCAAGGCAUUCCUCCGCCGCGGCGGCGUCGCCAUCACCAUCGCCGUCGUCGACCCGCCCGAGAAGGACGCGGUGCUGGCGGCUGCGCUGGCGCGCCUGGCCGCGGCCAGUCCCUCCAUCACGGUCCGUCUGCUACCCAUCCCGCCGCCGUCUUGCGCCAGCACGGAGUACUCCCACCCGAUCAUGCCCAUCCUCGACGCGCUCCGCGCCGCGAACCCCGCGCUCCGGGAGUUCCUCCGCUCGCAGGCUCCUGCCGCCGACGCCAUCGUGGUCGACAUGUUCUGCACCGACGCGCUCGACGUCGCCGCGGAGCUCGCCAUCCCCGCGUACAUCUUCUACCCCUCGGCGGCCGGCGACCUCGCGGUCUACCUCCAGGUUCCGGACUUGUGGCGCCGCGCGGCGCCAUCCUCGCUCAAGGACAUGGGCAAGGCGCCGCUGGACUUCGCCGGCGUGCCGCCGGUCCGCGCCCUCGACAUGCCUGACACCAUGCAGGAUUGGGACAUAGAUGUGUGCAGGGUACGGCUGCAGCAGAUCGCCCGGAUGCCGGAAGCGACAGGCAUCCUGGUGAACAGCUUCGAGUGCCUGGAGCCGAGGGCACUAGAAGCGCUGCGGGGAGGCCACUGCCUGCCCGGCCGCUCGACGCCGAAAAUCUACUGCGUCGGGCCACUGGUCGACUGUGGCGGCGCUGAGGAAAACGGCGAGAGGCACGCGUGCCUCGAGUGGAUGGACCGGCAGCCGAAGCGGAGCGUGGUGUUCCUCUGCUUCGGAAGCAUGGGCGCCUUCUCGUCGGCGCAGCUGAAAGAGACGGCGCGUGGGCUAGAGCGUGCAGGGCACAGGUUCUUGUGGGCCGUGCGAAGCUCACGCCGGGAGCAGAGCAACUCUCCCGAGCCUGAUCUGGAGGCGUUGCUUCCGGAUGGGUUCUUGGAGAGAACCAAAGACAGAGGAUUGGUUCUGAAGAACUGGGCACCGCAGACAAAGGUGCUUCGGCACGAGGCCGUGGGAGCGUUCGUGACCCAUUGUGGGUGGAACUCGGCGCUGGAGGCCAUCACGUCCGGCGUGCCGAUGAUCUGCUGGCCGUUGUACGCGGAGCAGAGGCUGAACAAGGUGCACAUGGUGGAGGAGAUGAAGGUUGGGGUGGCGGUGGAGGGCUAUGACGAGGAAUUGGUGACGGCUGAUGAGGUGGAGGCCAAGGUGCGGCUAGUGAUGGAGUCCGAGGAAGGGAAGAAGCUCAGGGAGAGGACGGCGGCGGCGAAGGAAAUGGCUGCGGAUGCCAUCAAAGAAGGCGGGUCGUCUGACGUUGAACUCGGCGAGUUUUUGAAGGAUUUAGGGAAGAUCGACUUAUAGAAGGAACAAUGCAAGUGAUGGAUGCUAUGUAAUAGAUAAAACUGUUGAUGGUUUGUAAGAUGGAUGAAAAAAUGUAGGACAUGGUUGAGGGUUUUUGGCUGUUUUUCUUUUUAUGUUACUAGCAUAAUGCUCGUGUGUUGCUACGGUGAAACUCAUUCUUGAAUCUCUAUAGUUGGUUGAUGUAAAGUGUUCCUUUUCCUUAUGUUUGAUCAAUGGAAUACACAUGUUGUAUGGCUGCCAAAA